Messenger RNA from Ziziphus jujuba (common jujube), 2245 nucleotides. RefSeq names its product probably inactive leucine-rich repeat receptor-like protein kinase At5g48380. Gene Ontology annotation, molecular function: receptor serine/threonine kinase binding. NCBI's taxonomy places the organism in Eukaryota, Viridiplantae, Streptophyta, Magnoliopsida, Rosales, Rhamnaceae. The record is from RefSeq and is a predicted model, not a curated record.
UCUAGGACACUAAUACAUUCUUCUCGAGGUUCUUGUUCAUGCAUCAUCCCAUGGUUUUCAAUUUCAUUUCCAUUCUAAAAUUUUUUUGGGUUUGACUUUUUUCUUCAUUCCAAUCUAAGUUCAAUAGCUGAUGAACUCUCACACAAAAAUGAGCCUCAAUGAAACAUCUGUUAUUUUGAUUCACUUAGUUUUCUGGUCAAAUUUAGGUAUGUUCAGUGUCAUUCAUGGUACUUCGAGUGAUGUACUUUGCUUGAGAUCUAUCAAAGGAUCCAUUGAAGACCCUUUGAAUAGCUUGACCUCCUCAUGGAACUUCGACAACCAAACAGAAGAUUUUCUCUGUAAAUUUUCUGGGGUUGAAUGCUGGCACGUUGGUGAGAAUAAGGUACUAGCUUUAAACAUCUCCAAUAUGGGGCUUAGAGGAAAAUUUCCUAUGGGAAUUCAAUUUUGCAGCAGCUUAACGUCCUUGGACCUUUCCAAUAAUGCAUUCUCGGGAACUAUUCCAUCAAAUAUAUCUAAGUUGAUCCCCUUUGUGACUAUCCUUGUUUCCCACAACAAUUUUUCUGGAGAAAUUCCAAGUAGCUUAUCCAACUGUAGUUAUCUGAAUGUUCUUAAGCUUAAUCACAACCAGAUCGUAGGCAAUCUACCUAUGGAACUUGGUCUGCUUGGUAGGUUAGUGACAUUUAGUGUUGCUCACAAUCUAUUGACAGGACCAGUUCCUUUCGUUUCAGCUGAAGUUAGCCCUGAGAGCUAUGCAAACAAUACACAACUUUGUGGGGGGCCUUUGGAACCCUGCCAUCACCAUGAAAGAGAAUUGGAUGAUUCUUUCAAAAUUGGGUUUGUAAAUAGCUUUGUGGUUUCAGUGAUAGUUGUGUUUAUAUUCAGUAAUAUGUCUAUCAAGUCCAUGUGUACGUCUCUGUUUAGUUCUUGGUUGCAAGCUACAGAGCUGGUUAUGCAGAUGAUAACAUUGUCCAUGCUUGGGAACAAGAAGAAGAGAAACAAAGCUGAUCAAUGGAACCAUUUGCAGACUUUGAAGGAAAAAGAGAUCACUAGGCUUGAAAAAUUGGUUAACAAAAUAAGCUUUACUGAACUUAUGAAGGCAACAGACAAUUUCAGCGUCAACAAGUGAUUGGAAGGGGAAAGAUAGGGACAAUGUACAAGGCAACACUUCCAAAUGGUUGGUUUCUUGCAGUUAAGAGGUUGCAGAAUGACUCUGAACAAUGUGAGAGCCAAUUCAUAGCUGAAUUAUUGGCUUUGAGCAGAUUGAGACACGAAAACUUAAACCCGCUGUUGGGCUUUUGCAUAGAAAGGAAUGAAAAGUUUCUGGUUUACAAAUACAUGUCAAAUGGUAACCUUCAUGAUUGGUUAUAUCCUGUAGAAGGUGACAAUAAGGUUUUGGAGUGGCCUUUGCGGGUCAAAAUUGCAAUAGGAAUAGCUAAAGGAUUGGCAUGGCUCCAUCACAAGUGCAUAUUUCGAGUAGUCCAUCGUAACAUUACAACAAAGUGUAUAUUACUUGAUCGAUAUUUCUAGCCAAACAUAUCGAAUUUUGGGAACUCGAUCAUAUCAAACCAUGGAGGGGCAAUGUUUGUGUAUCCAAAUGACAAUGAUUCGGGUUUGUUAGUAAAUAGUGGGGUCUGGGAAUCUGAUUUUGUUAAGAAAGAUGUUUAUAACUAUGGAAAUGUGCUUCUUGAGCUCAUUACAGGAAGAAAAACAAUAUCUAGUUCUUCUUGUAGUAGUAUUCACGUGAUUUUGCAGGAAUUAUUUGACCAUCUUCCAAAUAGCAGUGCUUCUUCUCUUCUGAAUGACAUCAUUGACAAAUCUUUGAGUGGGAUAGGAAUUAAUGGUGAGAUCUUGCAGUUCCUCAAAAUAGCAUCAGACUGUGUUCAGCCAUUUCCAUAUCAAAGACCAACAAUGCUUGACGUGUACAAAAGAAUAAGCAGUUUUGGAGAAAGAUAUGGAAUCAAAAGUGAUCCGAGAAUAUAGCUGCAACCCAAUGAAAACAGAUUAAUGGCUGUAAAUCUCUGAAAGGAGAUACAAGCUGUGAUAAUCAAAUAAUUCUGUCAUUUGCUGAUAUAUAACAAAUUCAUGCUUCAAUAGAAACAGAGAAGAGCAUGUAAUAAUUGAAAUAUAUGCUUACAUUAUUUUACACACACACACACACACAUACAUACAUAUUUAUAUAUAUAUAUAUAUAUAUAUCAUGCUUUAAAUGUACAAAAAAUGGUGGUUUCAAACAAAAUAGCCCUUA